UGGCAUUCCGUGGAAAACCCGGGUCUGAAUUCCAUACGACCUUUGCCUGCCAAAAUACGAUGAGUCCAAUCAUUGUAUUCCUUUCCCUACGUGACAUUCCUAAGGAUGAAAGCAACGUCAACGUCAGAACAAUAAACGCCUCGUGGAGUUGAGGACCAUUGUCGAUCUCUCUCCAUUUUGCCUCCAGAACGACGCGACCACCCCCCCUCCCCCGGAUAUUUUCUAGUAUAUACUCUCUGUGUCGCUUUCUGUUCCUGACUCAUCCUCUGUCCAAAAUCUUCCCCUUCCCCUUCCCUCACCAGGUACUGACUGAACUUCUAAUCCAUCAAACGACCUACUUCGCCCAUCAUGCCUGGCAAAGCGUCGACUCCUCCCCGGAUCACCAAGUUCACUAACUGCCGGAUCGUCAAGGGCACCGAGCUGAUCGAGCAGGACCUCUGGAUCGACUCUCUCUCCGGGAAGAUCCUUCGCGACCAGGAGGCAUUCUACGAGCUACAUCUAUCCCCAGAUGAGGUCAUCGAUCUCGGCGGACGCAUCCUCGCCCCGGGGCUCAUAGACAUCCAGCUGAACGGCGCCCAGGGCUUCGACUUCUCCGUCCCCUGUGCCACCAAGGAGGAGUACGACGAGGGUCUACGCGCAGUCAACAGGGGCCUCGCCCGAACCGGCGUCACGUCGUAUCUUCCAACCAUCGUCAGUUCGACUCCCGAGGUAUACUCCCAGGUCCUCCCCUCUCUAGGACCACCCGGAGACAAGCACCGCUCAGAAGAUGGCGCAGAGUCUCUAGGAGCCCACAUCGAAGGGCCCUUCAUCAGCCCAGGCCGCAACGGUUGCCACAAAACCGAAGUCCUGCGCGCAGCCACCCACUGGGACGACCUGGUAGCCUGCUACGGCAAGGAGAACCUAACGGGGCCGACCAAGUCCGUGAAGAUGAUCACCGCCGCCCCCGAAGUCGGCAAUAUGGUCUCCAACAUCGGCGCCGUCGCCGCCCAGGAUAUCAUCUUCUCGAUUGGCCACUCCGACGCGACGUACGAACAGGCCCUAGCGGCCACCAAGGAAGGCGCGACGAUGAUCACCCACCUCUUCAACGCCAUGCGCCCGUUCUACCACCGCAACCCGGGCGUCUUCGGUCUGCUCGGCCAGAACGAGCGCCCCCGCCCGUACUACGGGAUCAUCGCAGACGGAAUCCACCUGCAUCCCACCUCCAUCCGCAUCGCCUACAACGCCCACCCGGAAGGCCUCGUGCUCGUCACGGACGCGAUGAAGCUAUGCGGUCUCCCCGACGGCGUUUACGAGUGGACCAACGGCGAGCGCAUCGUCAAGACCGGCGCGCGCUUGACCCUAGAAGGAUCCGAUCGCAUCGCCGGCAGUUCCGCAACCCUCAUCGAGUGUGUCAACAACUUCCGCCGCUGGACGAACGCCUCGACCGCCGAGGCCCUCAACUCGGCUACGGCCGUCCCCGCGCGUCUGCUCGGCCUGAAGGGCGUCAAGGGCACACUGGAUAAGGGCGCCGAUGCGGAUCUGGUCGUGCUGGAUGAUGUGCAGGAUUCUUACUCCGGACCCACGCUGACGGUGGUCCAAGUGUGGAAACGGGGCGCGAAGAUCUACGAUAAUGAGAAGGGGGGCGCUGAGACCCCUGUGGGGAUGCCUUGUCAUGCUUGAACGUAUUUAGACUUCUUUUUGUUUUGUUUUCUUCUCUCGGAUAUUUCUCUAGCUAGCUUGUGCAUUUCUUGUCUCGCAUGAUGGUCAGCGUUGGUUUCUGCUUUGGGUAUUUUAUUAUAUGGUGACUAUGGAUGUAUGUAAACAAAGAUAUAUCUUUAUUUGUUUAUUUAUUUAUAUAUCUAUUUAUCUAC
Aspergillus candidus is the source of this 1850-nucleotide messenger RNA. Its product is annotated as N-acetylglucosamine-6-phosphate deacetylase. Gene Ontology annotation, biological process: N-acetylglucosamine catabolic process. The transcript has 2 exons. Gene Ontology annotation, molecular function: N-acetylglucosamine-6-phosphate deacetylase activity. Lineage: Eukaryota; Fungi; Ascomycota; Eurotiomycetes; Eurotiales; Aspergillaceae. Bases 349 to 1659 code for a protein of 436 amino acids. The record is from RefSeq and is a predicted model, not a curated record.